GCAAAAUAUCAUAAAAGAAGAAUGCAUCAACAGUGUGAAUGUUUAAUUGAAUAUCAAAGGAAUUUGUAGAUACAGUUGUUUACAUCAUGGAAGAUUAUACCCCUAUUGAUGAAGAUUUUCCUGGUCGUUUGUUACAUCAAGCUGCUUUAUGGGAUAAUGCAGAAUUGUUAGAGGAUCUAUUACGAGGAGAGCAUGCACAAUACAUAAAUAGUCAAGAUUCAUGGGGUAGGACACCAUUACAUGCUGCAGCUAUUACUGAAAAUUCAAGGUGUUUGGAUGUAUUAUUAUCUGCUGGAGCUAAUCCUAAUACACCAUGUGGACCACGAGGUCAUUAUAGGACACCAUUACAUAUUUGUGCAGAACAUGGUCAUAGUUCAAACAUUGAAAAACUUUUGAAAUUCAAUGCUAACCUAAUGAUUCAAGACAACAAUGGUCAGAGACCAGCAGAUAUAGCUGAAAAAUCUAAACAAGAUGUCUGUAUAAAUUUAUUUAAAUUAGCAGCUGAAAAAUAUGAAUUAACAAAACUUGCAGUACAUGCUUCUUUACGUGCAACCUGCAUUCAAGGAGAUAGUAUGGCAGCUAAAAAUAUUAUACAAGGACAUACAACUGAUUUGGAGUGCAUUAUUAAUAUGGCACCAAAUGGUGCAAAUACUCUGCUUUUUAUAGCAUGUGAAAUGGGACACAAAGAGAUAGUUCGUCUGCUUCUGGAUCAUGGUGCAGAUUGCAGAAUGCAUCCUGUUACCAAAUACUGUCCAUUGUAUAUAGCCUGUUAUAACGGUAAAGUAGAAAUCGUAGAACUGCUACUCCGAAAUUUUCCUAAACAAGUACAAUCUUUAACAGUGGAAAAAUGGUUACCAAUUCAUGCAGCUGCUAUAAAUGGUCAUCAUUUAGUUAUUGAUUUACUAUUGAAAUUCGAAUAUCCGCAGCACACGUAUCAACGUUACAAAGAUUCAUCCGGAGAGUUCGAGUACGAGAUGCCAUUUGAUAUAAAUACUCAAGAUGUUACAGGACAAAAUGUUCUUUAUAUAUCUAGCAUGCUCGGGAAUAUUAAGAUCGUAGAAUUGUUGUUAAACUAUAAAGUAAAAGCGAGAAAAAUCAAAGAGGAAGACAUAGGAGUGGCGCAACCGAUUCCUAUGUCGAAAAGAAAAAUUUCAAGCGGAAUACAAAGAUUAAUGUCUAGUUUAAACUUUAGAAGCAAAGCGUUCGAUAAAAAGGAUGACAAUAUGAUAUGUCCAUUAAAUUUAGAUUUGUAUUGCAGCAAUGCUACCGAAACUUCUUUACACACCGCGGUAAAAGGCAAACACACAGAAGUAGUUACCGCUUUAUUAUUGGCAGGUGCCGAUCCUAAUUUGCCUGUAAAAGUUCCUUACGAUCAGAGCGAUCCAGAAAGUAAUUAUUCUAGUGCAUUAAUUAUAGCCUGUCAACAGCGUGACAUCAAGAUUGCCGAUCUUUUAUUGAAGCACGGUGCUGUGGAUAAUACAUGCAAAGCAAUCAAAAUUGCCGCACAAAAUCGGGACGAGCCUCUGACGGCAAAACUUUUAUCUAUAAAAGCUUAUCCAGAUUCAGAAUACAAAAUCAAUAAAAAAGCUAUGACAGAAUGUACUCAAACUUCUCACUUUUCUGCGUUAUCCUCGUUUGGAAAUGUUACAUACUCGACGCUAUUUCCGAAUACACCUACGAUGAUAAACUGGCACGAUCAACAGUGUCAUCUCUCGCAAAUACGAGCUCAAUGGUUGACCGAUGCCGUAUUACACGUAAACAAAAAGCUAAGUGCUAAAAAUAACGAUUUGGUACUGUACGCUAUCACGAGGAUAGAUAUUUCUCAUAAUUCCAUCACAUCUGUACCAUCCACUAUAUUUUAUUUACAGAGUUUACGAUACCUUAAUAUAGCGCAAAAUAAAAUAGAUACUCUUACAGCUGAACAAAAAAACCCUAAAGACAAAUUAUGUCCAGUUCUGGAAGAGAUGUACCUCCAGGAUAAUCGAUUGGAACAAUUGCCGGAGUUCAUAAUGAAUCUACCCGGACUGGAGAUCAUGGACGUUUCGAACAAUAAACUGCAAUGUCUUCCGGACAAUUUAUGGCGGGCGCCAAAAUUAAAGGAAUUGAACGCGUCUUUUAAUUUGUUGAAAGAUUUACCAAGUCAAGUAUCACAAAAUAUAACACGAAAAUUGCAACGGGAGGACUGUCUGAACAAUAGUCCAAGUAGUCGAAGUUUAGCGUCGCAAUUGGCUAUAUCACGGGAGGACUCGUUGGAAUUUGAGUCAUUCACUAAAAUAGCGAACGCACAAAUCAUCGAAAUGGAUCGUCCUCAUGUAUGGACUAAGUCCGUUCAAGUGUCGGAAAAAAUUUCAGACGACAAUGAAGGUGGAGCAAGAUCGGUGCUGGCAUCGUUAAACUUGGCACAUAACUUAUUCAAUAGUAUUCCAGUGGCGUUGCCGUGUUUAGCUGUUAAUCUGGUACGAUUGAACAUGGCUUACAAUUCUCUUAGAUCCAUGAGCCAUAUAACUUCGUAUCCAGCAAGCUUAAAGCAGUUAGAUUUAUCAAACAAUCAAAUCUCUCGUUGGCCCAGUUUACCACAAGUGGAUGGCGCCGACUUGAUGGAACAAGCAAACACCGCAUGUUAUUGCCCCGCAACUAACAUACAAUCUCCAAUUGUUCCAGGCAGUAACAGGCAAACGGCAACGUCGUUGCGUGAUGUAGUUCUCAUGUCGGUUUGCACGCACAGACGUCAUUUGCGUUUAGAAAAUUUAAGAACGUUGAUCCUCGCUAACAAUCUAUUGAACAGAAUUCAAUUAACAUCGGUAGACGACGGUGAAAUGCCGAAUUUAGAAGAGGAAAACAUAGACAAGGACACGAAGAUCGGUUAUUCUGGCUCUAAAUUGUACCUUUUGUUUCCUAAUGUCAGUAUGCUCGAUGUUAGCAAUAAUAGAUUAAAAGAGAUUCCACAGAACAUUUAUGAACUGAGUAAUCUGUCUGUUUUAAAUAUAAGUGGCAACUCGGAUAUCGUUGAGUUGCCACCACAAAUGGGAUUACUUUCUCGUUUGUGGAAUUUAAAUACUCAAGGUUGUAGACUACAAGAGCCUUUGAAAACAAUGAUCGAAUCGAAAAAAUAUAAAACAAUGGAUGUGAUCGGUUACUUAAAGUCAAUUUUAGAGGAUGCUAAACCGUACGCUCGAAUGAAGUUAAUGAUCGUGGGAAUUCAAGGUAUUGGUAAAACUAGCUUAUUAGAACAACUGAGGCAAGAGGGUGAAGUUCCAAGUAAGAAGAAAUCAUCGGAACAUUGGGCGAAAAGAAUGGGUAAUAAGAAUAUUAACGCAAAGACUGCUAGGGGAACAACGAUAUCUACCGUUGGCGUUGAUAUCGGAGAUUGGAUCUACGAAAAGAAAGUGAGAGGCCAGUCAUCCCACGGCCCAGUUUAUUUUAGAACGUGGGAUUUCGGUGGACAAAGGGAAUACUACGCAACGCAUCAAUACUUCUUGUCUAAGCGUAGCUUAUACUUGGUUGUUUGGAGAAUUACGGAUGGUUUUAAAGGUGUAUCUGAAAUAUUUCAAUGGUUGGUAAAUAUUCAAAGCAGAGCACCUAAUUCACCGGUGAUCAUUGUUGGCACUCAUUACGAUAUAUCUUAUGAACAUAGCGAAGCUUUACAGCAAUACAUUCGCGAUAAGUUUAUAAACGUGGUAGAUGCUGAAAAGUGUGGUUUACCAAAAGUCAUGGAGACCAUCGAAGUGAGCUGUAAAACAAGGCAUAAUAUAAAAAUGUUAUGCAAUCUGGUAUACGACGUUGUCUUUAGUUUGAGAUCAGCCGGAAGCAAAGAAUUGUUACUUGAACAAAAGGUUCCUGCCAGUUAUCUUGCCUUGGAGGAUGUGGUGAUACAGCUUGCGCACGAUAGAAAAUUGUCGGGUGCGGAUCCGGUUUUGAAAGCCGAUCAGUACUAUGGAGCAGUGAAUAACGAACUUCAGAAAUUGCACAGAUCCUUCAGAGAUCCCGCGGAACUACAUCAAGCUACACUUUUUCUCCAUGAAAAUGGCAUUAUUUUACAUUAUGACGACGCUACUUUGAAAGAUCUAUACUUUCUUGAUCCCCAAUGGCUUUGCGACAUGUUAGCGCAUGUAGUAACAAUACGUGAAAUCAAUCCUUUCGCCAGAUCUGGUAUAAUGAAAUUGGAUGAUAUUCAACAUGUUUUUAAAUCUUCAACGAUGUCGUCUAUAGAUACGCAAGGAUAUAUCGUUAGCUUGUUAAAUAAGUUCGAAGUUGCGUUAACUUGGGAUUAUCGUACAUUAUUGAUUCCUUCUUUGUUACCAACCGAAGAAGAUAUUUUAAGAAAUAAUCAAAUAAUCAAAAUUCCAGUGAAAACACGAGGUUGGCAUGUACGUUCUAAGAAAAUUACGUCUCCGAUGAUAACGUUUCAAAAUUCCUCCGGAGAGGGUAAAUCAAGCACAGAAUGUGUGCUAACAUCUAGGUCACAACCGGAUUGUUCUGUUACGAGACUGCUUUUAAUGUCUUAUUUUCCCAGCGGUUUUUGGUCGAGGCUCAUAACUAGAAUUUUAGCUGACGAUGCUAUUGCUGAGAUUGUGAUGUCAUUUUUAGCGCCUUUUAAAGAUUUCGUUGACGAUAACAUUUUUACAAGCUUGUUAGAUACACAAGCGGAAUGGGUACUUUGGCAAACAGGAAUAGAACUAAGAUAUGCUAAUAUUACUUUGUUGCGUCUCAAAGAAGUCAAUUACAAUUUAAAAAAUUCACCAUACGACUACAGGCAGUUUAAGUUUAAAUUAAAACAAGAUGGAAUAUGGUGUACAGUAGAUUUAAAAAAUUCAGCAAUUUUAGAAAUUUGGUUUCCAGUUGAUACUUUGGUGAUUAAACAACCCAUAAUGUCAGAUUCAGUUGAAGAAGAACCGAUGGGUUAUCAAGCAAUUGUAGUUGAACCUCGUCCAGAAAGUAUACCGCAAUUACUGGCGUUAAUUGUCGAUCAUAUUGAUAUUUUAUUAGAAGAUUGGUAUCCUACGUUAGGAACACGUUUUGUGCAUACAUCCGAGGGUAAAUUAUUAGUUACACGACUUAUACCGUGCCCUCGAUGUUUAUUAAAUAAUGGAGAGAAUGAAAACGAAAUUAGUGAUAAUGAUCGCUUAGCGGAAGAUAUUCAAAGAUAUUAUAUAAAUAGAGAAAGACAAAGCCAGGAUAGUUAUAAGUCUGAUGGUGAUAGCGGCGUUGGGUAUGAUAGUUUAACAUCAAGCAGAAUGCCAUCUUUAGAAGGACAUCCAGAUGUUAUUAAACAAAAUAUCCAUUCUGAAGGUAUUUUAGCAUAUUCCUGGAUGGUCGAGGAAUGUAUACUGUCUGCCUAUAGUAAUAAACCAAUUAGUUGUCCUAAACACUCUGACAUACCAUUAUCACAUGUAGCAUCGGAUAUAAUUUUUAUGGAUGGUCGAGGAGCAUUUGGGUUUGUAUUUAAAGGUGUCUGUCGUUUACCAGGAACAUAUCAAAAGGUUGAUGUUGCUAUCAAAAUGUUACAACCAGUUCCACCGGGUCCGAAUUCGAAACAAUCUGCUGUUCUUGCUUAUAAAGCUGCACAAAGUAAAUGGGAUCGAGAUCCUUUACAGUAUGCUUGUAAAGCAUACUGUACUGCAAGGCAAGAACUAAAUAUUUUGUUAACACUCAGACAUACAAAUAUUGUACCUUUAAUCGGAAUAGUAGUAAGUCCAUUAGCACUAGUAUUAGAUUUAGCACCAGAAGGUGCAUUGGAUAAUGUAUUAAAAAAUUACAGACGUUCAGGUGCUAAAUUAGAUCCAUACACAUUACAAGCUAUAAUUCUUCAGGUAGCAAAAGCUGUAGAAUAUCUUCAUCAGCAACAUGUAAUUUAUAGAGAUUUAAAAUCAGAAAAUGUUUUAGUCUGGCAGAUGCCUUUACCAUUUCAAGAUCAUCCUGAAUAUCCUGUCCAUGUUAAAGUAGCUGAUUAUGGCAUAUCCAGAUUAACAUUACCAACUGGUGCUAAAGGAUUUGGAGGAACAGAAGGAUUUAUGGCACCUGAAAUUAUUAAAUAUAAUGGUGAAGAAGAAUAUACUGAAAAAGUUGAUUCCUUUUCAUUUGGAAUGUUCAUAUAUGAAUUGAUUACCUUAAGACAACCAUUUGAGGGCCAUGAAGCAGUUAAAGAAUGCAUUUUGGAAGGUGGGAGACCACCAUUAACAUAUAGAGAAACAUUUCAUCCUUGUUAUGCUCUUGAUUUAAUGGUCAUAUGUUGGGCUCAAAAUCCAAAAGAUCGACCUACUGCAAGUCAAAUAGUUUCCAUUGCUUCUGCACCUGAAUUUACACAUCUUAUAGAUGUUAUAUUAUUAACAGAGAGAACUCAAGUAACUGCUACUACUAUGACAAAUAGGACUAUAGAAGAAAACAUAAGUGGCGAUGAAAUUUGGUUCGGACAUAAUAACGGUGAAGUUGAUAUGUUAUUAGGAACACAAAAAGGUUGGUUACAACAUGUUAGAAUUGAAACUCCAAUAAUACCAUAUGCAAUGUGUGGAGUAGAUGGAUACAUAUGGAUUGGUGAUGAUACAGGGCAAGUACAUGUUUACUUAGGCAGUAAUUUUGGUUGUGUUGCUAGUUAUAAACUUGAACUUGACCACAGUAUAGAAUCUAAAAUAGUGGGUUUAAUUUAUUUAGAACAAAUGAAACAAUUUGCAGUAGCAUUGCAUAGUGGAAAAACAUUUUUAUUAUCAAAUUCUUUCACACAAAUGAAAAAGAUGGAAAUUGUGACUGAUAUUCAAGACAAUAUAAAGACAUUUUCUUUGGCAGCUGUUUAUAAGAAAAAGCGUAUACUAGAAUUAUGGGUUGGACAAAGUUUUGGUAGAGUAUCAAUUUAUGUUUUAAAAGACAACAGUUUAAUAGAUACAGUACAAGUUUCUCAUGUAACCGGAGAUGCAGCUAUUAAAAAUGUAUUUGCUACACAUUUAUUGAGUGCUGAAAAUUUCGUUUUAUCAUAUACUUACCCUGGAUGUAUUGUGUAUCAAUGGGAUGUGGAUACUAGGCAAAUAAUAAAUAAAUUAGACAUGUCUAAAUUAGUACCUUGCUCAGAGAGUCUGAAAUCCAUUUCUAUAGAGGAAAACUUAUCAACAGAAAAGUGCCAAGUGACAGCUCUUGAAACUUGUAGAAAUCAGUUAUACAUUGGUACUACUUGGGGAUGUAUUGUAGUAGCUGAAUGUAAUUCUCUUAGACCAAUUACUGUUUUCAGGCCUUUUGAAGGCAAAGUGUGUCAAAUAAUAUCAUUUAAAUCAACAGAUGAAAAAAAAUUGGUACUGGCAACAGUUGGUCAGGGUUAUAGAAGUUUAAUUUCACGAUACACAGAUUUUCCAAUUGAUAGUUUAGAUGCAGAAGAUCUUAAGCAUAGUAUGUAUGCUCUUUUAUGGAGAUCCGAACAUUGGUCAGCUGCUUAA
Habropoda laboriosa is the source of this 7418-nucleotide messenger RNA. RefSeq names its product leucine-rich repeat serine/threonine-protein kinase 1 (gene Lrrk). Lineage: Eukaryota; Metazoa; Arthropoda; Insecta; Hymenoptera; Apidae. The record is from RefSeq and is a predicted model, not a curated record. Gene Ontology annotation, molecular function: ATP binding; protein binding; protein kinase activity. Gene Ontology annotation, biological process: protein phosphorylation.